Messenger RNA from Fusarium musae, 1833 nucleotides. RefSeq lists its product as uncharacterized. The record is from RefSeq and is a predicted model, not a curated record. The transcript has 3 exons. NCBI's taxonomy places the organism in Eukaryota, Fungi, Ascomycota, Sordariomycetes, Hypocreales, Nectriaceae. Gene Ontology annotation, biological process: regulation of transcription by RNA polymerase II. Gene Ontology annotation, cellular component: PcG protein complex; transcription regulator complex. Gene Ontology annotation, molecular function: RNA polymerase II cis-regulatory region sequence-specific DNA binding; DNA-binding transcription factor activity, RNA polymerase II-specific. Bases 1 to 1833 code for a protein of 610 amino acids.
AUGGACCACUCAGCGCCUUUCGCUCAUCAUCACCAGCAGCAAAACCAGCCAACUUCUUUCGAAUCCGAAAAAGUCGACUAUGGCUUUGACAGUUUGCUCGGUCACGAUACAUGCCUGACACAUGGUCUCGAUUCUCUCGGUACCUGCAACAACACUGAGAACGCUUGUCUCGACCAACGCUGUUUUGACCACUAUGGUAAAACUGCUACCACCAAGAACGCUCUUGACAUCGGCCUCGAUCUUAAGAACGGUACUGAUACGGUCUCUCAGCGCCAUGACCAGGUCAACAGCACCCGUUCCACAAGGGCAAAAAGCCGUAGCCAACCAAACAUAUCCAAUUCUCCUGCAAGAACAUUGUCUACUGCGGCAAUGAGAGUCUCAGCGCACCGACAAAAGCGAAGGAGACAGUCUGAGCAGACGCAUCAGUAUCAUAAACAACUGGAAUAUCCGCAGUCUUCGCAUGUGCAUCAAAUGCACUCUCCUCAUAGCAUUCAACAGGAUCAGAAUCUCCAGCAUAUCGACCCCACAGCUGUUCUCCAGACCGUCAACGAGAAUCUGCAGCACAACUUCAACAUGCCACUGUUAGACAGCCAACAUACAUCCUUUGGAGAAUUCCAACACCAAAACCAUGCAUUCCCAGUGCCCAGUCUCUAUGAUCGUUGGCCACAAGCCAUUGCUCCCUCCUGGGCCAACAUGAUGGGACAGGCCAGCGUCGCCAAUUGCAUGCCGAUGCCGUGGACACAACAUAUGGGAUGCAACAACGCCACCUCUGUUGACUGCACUUCUGCGUGCGGCGACGCCAAAUGCUGGAGUCAAUGUGGCGACGGAGAUCAUGCGGACUGCUGCUUCGAUACUUCUUGUGACGAGUUUGAUUUCUCCCAUGCUGCUUGUUGCUUUGAACCCACUUGUGCUGCCCUUGAGCCAUGCCUUGACACCUCUUGCCAGGAGGCCGCAAUCCCCUGCAACGAUUCCCAUUGCGUGAGCACCACCGUGUCAACCACUCCGGCGUCUGUGUCUGUUACAACACCCUCGGCAGAGCCUGAACCCGUGGUCAAUACCCUAAUGAGUCCAGUCGAACCAGGCCAGGGCGUUCCUUUGGAUAUUGACUCCGUGAUCGGGCAGGACUUUGGCCAUUUCUCUCAUGAAAUCGGACCUAGUUUUACUGAUGAUCUCAACCAACACGUCGGAAACCUUGCAAGGCGUCCAAGUGGCCCAGGGCUAAGCCACAAUGGCGCCUUUUCCAUGCCCUCACAAUCUCCCACACCGAAAACCGAGUUGGCUGAGAAGCAAGCUAUAAAGGGAGAAGCCGAGUUCACCUGCCAAUGGCUCUGUGAGGGAGAUGGAGUCCUCUGUUCCAAAAGGUUUGGAAGUAAUAAAGAACUCCAGGACCACUGUAAGAAUGAGCAUGUCAAGACUCUGCAGAAGGGCGAAAAUGGGUUUUGCUGCACAUGGUACGCUUACAAACCCGUCAAAUGCGAGAUUUGCGGCAUAAUGCUUUCAGCAAAGCAAUCUCUGGAGCAGCACAUGCGUACCCACUCUGGAGAGAAACCAUGGAAGUGCGAUCGUCCGGGGUGUGAGGCGCGGUUCAAACAACAGAGUGCUCUUACCAUGCAUAUGCGCACGCAUACAGGAGAGAAGCCUUUGCAGUGCGAAAUCUGUGGUAAGCGGUUCGGCGAAUCCUCCAAUCUAUCCAAGCACCGUCGCACGCACAAUGUUCGUGGUAACCACGUUUGUGAGCACUGUGGCAAAGACUUUCAUCGGCUGGAUCAACUUCGUCGGCAUCUGCAGACUCAUCUGCAAGAUGGCGGCCGCAAGACUAGCAAAAGCUCAUGA